AUGGUGGCUGCCCAAGCGCCACACGCCCUGGCGCCCGGCCGCGUCCUGUCCGCGCACGCGGCCGCCACGAGCAGCUCCAAAGCGGCCGCCGCUCGUACCGAACGCACGCUGCUGCUCGCCGCGGCCGACAGAGAGGAAGCGAUCCACCCGCUGCCGUGGUUCCUCAGCCCCGAGUGGCCCAAGCGGCCGCUGCCGACGACGGCUCUGGACGCCCGUUCGCAGGCCGUUCCGGCGGCGCACCCGACGCGCUCUGCGUGUCUGCUGGUGCUCCUGUGCGGCUCGUCGGCGGCGUCGUCGUCGUCGUGCUUCGACGCCGGGUCCGAGUCGGAGCUCGAGCUCGGGCACCUGUUGAAGCGACCUGCGACGUCGCGCGACGUCGACGACGAAGCGGACAGCUCGAAGAAGUGCCUCCAGUUUCUAGUGGGACUCCUUGUGACGAUGGCCCUUGCGCUCGUGCUGCUGCUCGUGUUGCAGCCACGAGCGGGCGGGGCGCGAUGA
Molecule: messenger RNA, 498 nt
Organism: Hyaloperonospora brassicae
Lineage: Eukaryota; Oomycota; Peronosporomycetes; Peronosporales; Peronosporaceae
Source: the annotation of a GenBank genome assembly